Molecule: messenger RNA, 1482 nt
Organism: Henningerozyma blattae CBS 6284
Lineage: Eukaryota; Fungi; Ascomycota; Saccharomycetes; Saccharomycetales; Saccharomycetaceae
Gene: RVS167
Product: amphiphysin
Exons: 1
Coding region: 1-1482 (493 amino acids)
Biological process (GO): endocytosis; actin cortical patch localization; plasma membrane tubulation
Cellular component (GO): mating projection tip; actin cortical patch; Rvs161p-Rvs167p complex
Molecular function (GO): lipid binding; protein binding
Source: RefSeq, a predicted model, not a curated record
AUGAGUUUCAAGGGGUUUACAAAGGCUAUCAGUAGAGCCCCUCAGACAUUUCGUCAAAAAAUGAACAUGGGGCCUCAAACAGAAGAUCCUGUCUAUGAGGAUGCAGAACGUCGUUUCAAAGAAUUGGAAGAUGAAACCAAGAAAUUAAGUGACGAAUCUAAGAGAUAUUCCAUUGCUGUGACUGGUAUGUUAACUCAUCAAAUUGGGUUUGCCAAGGCUAUGGAGGAAAUCUUUAAGCCUAUCAGUGGUAGAAUGAGUGAUCCAAAUGCUACCAUUCAAGAAGAUAAUCCACAAGGUAUUGAAGCAAGUGAACAAUAUAGGGCUAUUGUUGCUGAUUUACAAGUCACUUUAAAGCCAGAUUUGACUUUGGUUGAAGAAAAAGUCGUUAAGCCUUGUCAAGAGCUUUUGAAAGUCAUUACAUAUAUUCGUAAGAUGGCUACAAAGAGAAAUCAUAAGAAAUUGGAUCUAGAUAGAAGAUUGAAUGCCGUUACCAAGAUUGAAAAUAAAAAAGAGCAAAAGCCAAAGGACGAAGAGAGAUUAUAUAAAGCCCAAGCUGAAAUGGAAGUAGCCCAACAAGAAUAUGAUUAUUAUAAUAACAUGUUAAAGGACCAAUUACCAAUAUUGUUUUCAUUAGAAGCUCAAUUUGUUCAACCUUUAUUUGUUUCAUUCUAUUACAUGCAAUUGAACAUUUUUUACACUUUGUAUAAUAAAUUCCAAGAAAUGCAAAUCCCUUAUUUUGAUUUAAAUAGUGAUAUCUUGGAAGCCUUCCAAGCUAAACGUGGAAAUAUUGAAGAACAAACUGAUGCCUUAACAAUUACUCAUUUUAAAGUUGGUUAUUCAAAAGCUAAGUUAGAAAUGACAAGAAAAAGAUAUGGUCAUGGUGCUGGUCCAGGAAACGGUAGUGCAUACAACUCGCAAGAAAAUACGCCAAGUCCAACAGGUGAUUAUAAUUCAAACGAUCCCUAUGGCCAACAUAAUGGCUAUGGUCAGGAUUCAUACAAUCAAAAUUCUCCUACUCAAAGUAACACUCCAGGAUAUGGUCAAGGACCUCCUCCAAAUGCAGGUGGUUAUGAAAAGCAAUCACCAUCUUCAACAGGUAGUUAUGGUCAAAAUGGUGCUAAUCCGGGCUAUAAUCAACAACCUCAACAUAACGCAUACCAAUCUCCACCAGCAACAGGUUACGAGAAACCAACCCCAUACCCUACUGCAGGUAAUUAUCAAAAUUCAAAUCAUUCCCUUGCAGGCUCGGUUCCUCCAUCAUAUACUUCUGCUACUGGUGUACCUCAGUCAGCACCUGCAUUUGAAACAGUCACUGCCUUGUAUGAGUACCAAGCUCAAGCUGAAGGUGAUCUAAGUUUCCCUGCUGGUGCUGUUAUUGAAAUCGUCCAGCGUACUGCUGAUAUUAAUGAAUGGUGGACAGGGAAAUAUAACGGUCAACAAGGUGUUUUCCCAGGUAAUUACGUUAAAAUAAAUAAAUCAUGA